AGGCACUGAAAUUACCCUCAGACCCCAGUCGAUCGUUGACCGAGUCUCAUACUUGUCCGUUUCGUUCUACAAACUAACACUUACCCCAUUUCACCAUGUGUGACGAGGAUGUUGCCGCUUUGGUCGUGGACAAUGGCUCCGGAAUGUGCAAGGCCGGAUUCGCCGGUGAUGACGCCCCCAGGGCCGUCUUCCCAUCCAUUGUGGGCCGACCCAGACAUCAAGGUGUGAUGGUCGGUAUGGGACAAAAGGACGCCUAUGUGGGCGACGAGGCCCAAUCCAAGCGUGGUAUCCUGACCCUGAAGUACCCCGUGGAGCACGGCAUCAUCACCAACUGGGACGACAUGGAGAAGAUCUGGCAUCACACCUUCUACAACGAGCUGCGUGUGGCCCCCGAGGAGCAGCCCGUCCUCUUGACAGAGGCUCCCCUCAACCCCAAGGCCAAUCGCGAGAAGAUGACGCAAAUCAUGUUCGAGACCUUCAACAUGCCCGCCAUGUACGUGGCCAUCCAAGCCGUGCUCUCGCUGUACGCCUCCGGUCGUACCACCGGUAUCGUGAUGGACUCCGGCGAUGGUGUGUCCCACACCGUGCCCAUCUAUGAGGGUUACGCUCUGCCCCACGCCAUCCUCCGUCUGGACUUGGCCGGUCGCGAGCUCACCAACUACCUCAUGAAGAUCCUGACCGAGCGUGGGUACUCGUUCACCACCACCGCCGAGCGCGAGAUCGUGCGCGACAUCAAGGAGAAGCUCUGCUACGUGGCCCUGGACUUUGAGCAGGAAAUGGCCACAGCCGCCGCCUCCACCUCCCUGGAGAAGUCCUACGAGCUGCCCGACGGCCAGGUCAUCACCAUCGGCAACGAGCGCUUCCGCGCCCCCGAGGCCCUCUUCCAGCCCUCGUUCUUGGGCAUGGAAUCCUGCGGCAUCCACGAGACCACCUACAACUCGAUCAUGAAGUGCGACGUGGACAUCCGUAAGGACCUGUACGCCAACACCGUCAUGUCCGGCGGCACCACCAUGUACCCCGGUAUCGCUGAUCGUAUGCAGAAGGAGAUCACGGCCCUGGCCCCGUCCACCAUCAAGAUCAAGAUCAUCGCGCCCCCGGAGAGGAAGUACUCCGUCUGGAUCGGAGGCUCCAUCCUGGCUUCCCUGUCCACCAUCAAGAUCAAGAUCAUCGCGCCCCCGGAGAGGAAGUACUCCGUCUGGAUCGGAGGCUCCAUCCUGGCUUCCCUGUCCACCUUCCAACAGAUGUGGAUCUCCAAGCAAGAGUACGACGAGUGCGGACCGUCCAUUGUCCACAGGAAGUGCUUCUAAGCUUUAUAUUUACCUAUUCUUCGUCCAACACGGAAGUUUCUAUCCUGUGCCAUUGUUAUGUUAUUGGAACGUUGUUCCAAAGAAUUUCUAACAGAAGAGCCAAAUGCCAAUUCAAUUAGGAAAGCAAAAUAAGAAACGGACAAGUUUUCAAAUUCAA
Messenger RNA from Tigriopus californicus, 1464 nucleotides. RefSeq names its product actin, muscle-like. Gene Ontology annotation, biological process: mitotic cytokinesis. Bases 96 to 1307 code for a protein of 403 amino acids. The transcript has 2 exons. The record is from RefSeq and is a predicted model, not a curated record. NCBI's taxonomy places the organism in Eukaryota, Metazoa, Arthropoda, Copepoda, Harpacticoida, Harpacticidae.